This is a messenger RNA of Carcharodon carcharias (great white shark), 3814 nucleotides long. It is a transcript of the gene rnf215, whose product is annotated as ring finger protein 215. The coding region runs from base 13 to 1143 and encodes 376 amino acids. The record is from RefSeq and is a predicted model, not a curated record. Lineage: Eukaryota; Metazoa; Chordata; Chondrichthyes; Lamniformes; Lamnidae. Gene Ontology annotation, molecular function: frizzled binding; ubiquitin protein ligase activity. Gene Ontology annotation, biological process: ubiquitin-dependent protein catabolic process; negative regulation of canonical Wnt signaling pathway; Wnt receptor catabolic process. The transcript has 10 exons.
GACAGGCCGGAGAUGGCGGUGGCGACGAGCUGUUGGAAGCGGCUCGGCUUUUACUCGCUCUUGGCCGGCUAUUUUUUCCGCUGGUGCGCGGUGGCAGCCGAGAAGGUGGCCUUGGUAGAUGUUUUCCUGAUGGAUUCCCGAAGGGGUUGGUCCGCAGAGUUCGGCUUCAAGUCGGGCAGCAGCUACCGCCUGCAGGGCACCGUGUUGGCGCUUGGCAGCGGGUCUGAGAGCCCCAGCCAAGGUAACCAGGGGCUGCACGCCUUUCCCAAACAUAACCAGGACAGCUUAGAAGGAAGCUUAAUAUUAGUUAAAGAUGAACAGUUGGACAUCCAGCCAAACACUGGAGAGAAAUGGAUUGGAGUUGUGCCUGUUGAUGAAGAUCAGGUUGAAGGAAAAGGAAGCAACAAGCAGGAAUCAUUUGCUGCAGCUGUUGUUAGUAAGAUGAAAAGAGCGCUUGUUCUGGGAGCAUCUGCACUGUUGAUUCUGGUUUUAAAUCAAAACGCCUUCACUGAGAUGGACAUCUCUCAAGUGCUUUCAAAACCUGUGGUCGUAAUGCAAAGCUCUGAAAAUGUAACGAAGCUUCUGGGAGCCCUAUUAAAUGGUCUUCGCGCAUCUGCCAAAAUAACCUUUAAAAACAUAAUUCAGGAUAAUCUGGGAGUAACUUUAACACUGUGGUCAACCUGUGGGCGUUCACGAGGUGGUCUGUACGGGGAAUGGCAAGGAGUGAUUUGUACAGGAGAGAACAGCUCACAGGUUCAGAAAUAUCUGCAGCAGCUGUGGAACACUAUCUUGCUAGUGGGUUUAAUCUUGAGUACUGGAGUAAUUGUACAGGCUCAGUGGCAAUACAGACAUUAUGAACCAAGCACAGAAGAUAUGGAGAUAAACUUGAAGCAACAAAUCUUAAAGCAAUUAUCAGCAUUGAAAACUAGAAAAUAUUAUCCAAAUAAAAGACGGAAAACACAAUCCCAAGAACUUGAGAGUUGUGCAGUGUGCUUGGAAGAAUUUCAUAAAAAUCAGUGUUUACGAGUGCUUCCUUGUCUUCACGAGUUUCACAGGGACUGUGUUGAUCCUUGGCUGCUACUUCAACAGACAUGCCCCCUGUGUAAACGACAUGCACUAGGUGAUCCAUAUGAGAACAGCUGAAUUUAUUCUCUCAAGAACAGAAAACAGUGAUGACUUCCACCGCUCAAUCUAUGUACAUCUUAAGACUUUCUAUAUUGCACUUUAUUCAUUCCAUUCUGCACAACUAGUUAAAUUUGUGGUAAUCAAAUGAACACUUGACUUUAACAUGCAUUUGAUUGAUUUAUUGACUUGCACAAACAUGAGGUAACCUGCUUUUGGUAUACUCAUGAACAAUGAGUUAGUUAGAUGGACUAUUUGAUUUAGUGGUUAAACCAUUAAAGGCCAAACCUAUUUGGUAGGCUUCAUAUGUUCAUGCUGAAGUAACAGUGCUUUUUUCCUCUUUAUUUAUUGACUAUAUUUAUUCUCCUUAAAGUUUACAUCUAUAACUGUUGUGAAAAAGCACUGCUGAUAGUUAUUUAGUCAUUAUUGCUUCUGGCCUAUAAAUCACAGAGGCUAUUCAUGGAGCAGCUAUAAGUGCAAAGUUGUGUUCUUCACAGAUAGGUCACAGGACAGAUGUGCACUUGGAGCAUUUAAAACCUUUCAAAGUUUUUGACAGCUUGUGGGAACCCGUUUCACGAUUAAACUGCGGGUGUAUUAAGAACAGUUGAGUCUAAAUCAAGCAAUUUAUUAUCCCUGAUAAUGUAUAUUGCAUUUUUCAUUAUGAAAAUAACCAUGAAUUAUUGAGAAGCUUAUAUAUCUUAAAGUCUGAAAUCCUUUCCACCUAAUCAAAUAAAUAAAAACCUUGUUAACUCAAAUCUUCCUCACACAUGUAUGGCACUUUAUUGCUAUAAAGUGAUCAGGUGCUUGUAAUGUAGAAAUACAAUUAUAUGACAGUUGGCUAGAUCACUGUUCUUGCAAAUUAAAUCUGUAUUUUUAAAAUACAGGCAAUAGUCUCACUGUAGUUUUUUUUUUAAACAGCUAAUGAGUGUAAUUUGAAUUUUUGGAGCAAUUUGGAUAUACCUAAGUGUUUCCCCCAGAGGGUUAAAAUGUAACAAUUGAGUGCAUGUGCUUUAAUAGAAAAUGUUAAUGAUCCAAUUCUCAAAGUGUGCAUUUUGCAUUGUAAAAUGUUCUUGCAUAGGGAGGGGAAAGACUUUUAACAAGGUGAAGACUGUAGUAACAAAACAUUAAAACUUUUUUUCUUGUUCCAUGAAAAAUACUUGAACUUAAACAUUCCAGUGCCUUUGAACACCAGCUCCCACUGUUGCAGGCUGCUGUUCUUGUUUUUCAUAACCUUUAGUUUCCUUAGUUCAUUCAAUGUGUAGCUUCCAACUCUCCCAAGAUUUCAAUAUUUUUAAACAGUAAAAGUACAACAGACUGGUAAGAAUACUAUGCAUUUUGGGGUAACUUCAAACAGACAUUUUUGUAUUCGAUACCAGAAGAGAAUGUCUAGAAUAAUUCAUAUCCUUCACACCCUAAUUUAGGACGAGUGGUUUAAGUUGCUUAAGUGAUUUUCAAUGGAACAGAGGAGUUUGAAGGAUUGUGGUUCAAAUGUCUAAAAUGCCAGUAGACAUGAUUAACAUGGAUGUGGGCAGAAGACAUGAAUACAGAAUUAACAAGUGCAAAUUGAGAUUAGAGAUUUUGCUGUCCACUAAAGAGCAGUGCAAAUAUGCAGUAAAAGCCGAGCAAAAGCAUUAAUUGUGAUUUGAUUUUAAAAGUCUGGAUAAAUAUCUUGAUAAGUAGAUUAAAAUGAUAAGUAUAGAUGCAAAAUAUUAUUGCUAACUGUUUAAGUGGAGCUAUUUACUCUAAUCCUAUUUCACUGUCCUUUCCUUACCUUUUAAUUUCAUCCUUUUCAAAUACUGAUCCACCUGACUUCUAAAUUAAGUCAUAGUGUCUGUAGUCAACAGUAUUUGACUUCAUACAGAAAGUUAUAAAGAUAAAUUUAGUUCUUGUGAUAAUCUGGAGUCUUAAUCCCAUGUUUCUAUUAUACAAAUCAGCAGAGUCAAUGGCCGGGAUUUUCUGGCCCCCCCAGCCAGAAGUCCAUUGACUUGUGGUGGGACUGAAGAUCCCAGCAGCAGGCAGGAGCAGAAAAUCCCAUCCAAUAUUUCAUGGUUUACCCUUUCAAAACAUUUCAUAAUCUAAAAAACUUCUUGGAUUUUUAUUGACCUUUCUUUACAUCUAUGUUUUAUUUCUGUGUUGCAUCCAGAGUAUUUGCUGUAGUCUUCACACGUUGCUGAUAUUCUUUCAAUUAUAGUUGCCAAAACUGUAUACAAUAUCCCCAAAUAUAUCCUAAAAUCAAGUAUUCUUCCUUGCUUUUACAUCCGUUGGCAUUAUAUAUAAAACCCAGUAUCCUAUUUGCCUUUUCUAGCUGCACUUCCACCUUUAAAGAUCCAUGUAUCUGCACCCUGUUCCUCAAAUUUAAGGAUAGUACAAUUUGGGAUAUACUUUCUUUCACAGUUCUUGCUCUUAAAAUUUACAUUUCUACAUUGAACCGAAUCUGUCACCCGUCUGUCCAAUCUCCUAAUUUGCCUAUGUCCUGCAGUUUCUCACAGUCUUCAAUAUUUGUCAUGCUCCCUAAUUUGGUUUCAUAAGAAAACUUUUAUAUUAUUGCUUGUGUCAAUAAUUUAAAACAAAAAUUGUCUCAGAACAUCACUACUCGCUCAAACCAACUUGAAAAAACAUGAAGGGCUUAUUGUUGUUUGGAUCAUGGAUCAAUCGCUCAUGGAAAACAAUGGGUGGAAUUUAACACUGGCAG